This is a messenger RNA of Aspergillus niger, 1101 nucleotides long. RefSeq lists its product as uncharacterized. NCBI's taxonomy places the organism in Eukaryota, Fungi, Ascomycota, Eurotiomycetes, Eurotiales, Aspergillaceae. Gene Ontology annotation, biological process: regulation of transcription by RNA polymerase II. The coding region runs from base 1 to 1101 and encodes 366 amino acids. The transcript has 4 exons. Gene Ontology annotation, molecular function: zinc ion binding; DNA-binding transcription activator activity, RNA polymerase II-specific. The record is from RefSeq and is a predicted model, not a curated record.
AUGCCUCCGCGACGAGCCCAUACGAAGUCCCGGAACGGAUGCGACCAGUGCAAAACUCGGCGAGUCAAAUGCGAUGAAGCCCAGCCAUGUGCCAAUUGCGUGAAACGACACCUGACGUGCACCUUUGAACGUCGUCCAACCAAACCCGAGCCGUAUCCCAGUACGCAGUCCGCCAAAUUGUCCGAGUCGCCGACCGUUUCGUCGAGAACAGACGAUGCCAUUGCCGCCUUUCAGCAUCAAGUCGCGGAUGCAUCUGCUUUCCUCCGCGAGUGGGGCGCGCAGGACCCCGAAUUGAUGCAUCAUUACUGUAUCUACGCCGCAAAGACUCUGUCAGAUCGGGAGGCGAUCCGCGACGUUUGGCAGAUUGAAGUGCCGAAAAUUGCCUAUUCGUACGAAUUCCUCAUGCAUGGUAUCUUGUCGCUGUCGGCCCUGCACUUGGCCUACACUAGACCCGAAAGAUACAGCCACUAUCUCAACAGCUCCAACUUCCACAUGGCACUGGGCCUGCAAACAUUCCGCAUAAUAUUACAGAACCCUAACAAACAGAAUUGUGAGGCACUCUUCUGCUUCUCAAGUCUAAUCAUGGUUUGGACCUGUGGAGCACCGACCGAUCUGGGUGAUAACCGUCCCUUGGAAAGUAUUAUCCGCCUUUUCAACUUGUGCAGGGGGAUCAUGACCCUUCAUCCUUUUAUGUCGCACGUUGAAAACGGUCCUCUGGCGCCAUUGUUUCUAAAAGACUUUCGAUCCGACCCUGGCCCGUCCCAGGACCAAAUCCAGUCUCUGCACUUCCCAGGACUGGACAAUCAAAUCGAUGCAAUCAGAAAGUUGAUCGCAUCAGAACCUCUCAGUGAGCAGGAGAGACUCAUUUAUCAGCAGGCCACGGAGUGUUUGGAAAAAGCCUUCUGGCGUUUGCAGCUGUUGCCCUACCGUCGCGGCUUGCACACUGGCUGGAUUGGCCAAGGCAGUUUUGCUCCAGUGGCAGCCUUCCUGCGUGAUGCUGCACUGCUUGAUCUCACAGCCCUCCACCUACUCUCACUCUCGCCCAAACGGCCAUCAAUGGCCAUCGCCUGGACCGACUAUGGGCUAGCCCAAAGCGGUUAG